AUGCCAAACUUGAUUGAAUUGCAGAGGGACCAUGUCGUUAGCAUUUUGAAUGCGGUGGUGGCGUCAAACUCCAUUAAGUUUCUCGUUGUGGAUGAGUUUGUGGAGAAGCUUUUGGAGUACAUAUUUGAAUCUCCCAAUGAGUUGCUCAAGUAUGUGACGUCUGUGGACCGGAUAGACUCCCCAAAGAGACAGGGACAACAGUCCGUAGAUGUCAUCUACCUGCUGCAGCCGACUAAGUUCAAUAUGAAGUGUAUGGACGCCGAUUUCCAGAGUAUCCCGCCCAAGUAUAAAACCCCGCACAUCAGAUUCUUGGCACCGUCUGAGAAACACGUUGUGACAUAUUUCAGCUCGUUGAAAUACAUUACAAGGUACAUGCAGAAUGUGUCAGAGGUGAAUUUGUCGUUUAUUCCUAAGGAGGCUCAGUACUUCCAAACGAUAGGGACAGACAAGCCGCUGCAGAUCUUCUUUAACCCAAACUGUUUAGACCUGAUAGAGAAACACGUCUCGAAGGCAAUGUCCUCACUUUUGAACCUGUGUAUAAUCACGGGUGAAUACCCCAUAAUCAGAUACUCCAAAGCGACGGAGAGUCAGUUGGAAUUGUCGCAGGCGUCCAGACUGGCGGAAAAGCUGGCAAAGAAUUUCCAAUACAAACUGGACGAGUACGCCAGGAGCCACGAGGAUUUUCCACCGCCUUCUACCAGACCAAGGGCCAUUCUAGUGGUCACCGAUCGUACGUUGGAUCAGUUCAGCCCAAUCCUACACGAUUUUUCUUACCAGGCAAUGGCCUACGACGUUGUUCCAGAUAUCGACGUAAGGACGGAUAUAUACCAUUACACGGCUGAAAACGAGAAAGGUGAUCAAGAAGCGAAGGAAUCUGAACUGACAGAUCUGAAGGAUCCGGAUUGGGUUGAGUUGAGACACCAGCACAUCAUUUCCGCCAACGAAUACCUAGCUGGUAAGAUCAAAGAAAUGAUCGCCAAAAACCCACUUCUCGUCGAUAGAUCCAAAGUGAAAAACACUACCGAUCUGUUGAGUGUCGUCGCACACUUGAAGGACUUCGAUGAGGAAAGAAGAAGAAUGGUUUUACACAAGAUUCUAAUUGAGGAGUGUUUGUCCAUUAACCAGAAGAGGAAAUUAGCGGAAUUGGCUGAAGUGGAGCAGAACUUGGCAGGAUUUGGUUUCGACAUCAAUGGUGAGAAAUCGAGACAUAUUACUGACUCGCUACUGAGAGCUCUAUUGUCCCGCGAUACUGACAUCACAGACAGGGUCAGGUAUAUCAUCAUCUACGCUCUUUAUAGAGGCGGGCUGAUUGAGGAUGAUUUCAAGAAACUGCUGUCCUUUGCCGCCAUAACAGAGGAGCACGACUACUUUGAUCGAUUCUUAACUCUGUUCAAAAAUUUCAACUUUAUAGGAUUCCGUCUUAUCAAGGAGCAGCCAAAGGACAAGCCCUUCCAAAAGGAAUGGUUCCACGAUUCGAUCACCAAGGAUCCCAGCGUUUACACGACCUCCAGGUUUGUACCAGCCGCCAGCAAUAUCAUUUCCAAACUUAUCGCCAACCCGCUGCUGUUAAGUGAGGAGGCAUUCCCAUUUGUGAAGGAUAAACCCAUCGAAAUCUUAGAUGAGGAGGCCAAAGAGAUUGCAGACGCUUCUGCGGGCCCCCAAACCUCGGCAUCUUUGCGUAACCCUCGUCACAGAGCUGCAUGGACGAAGACGAACAACGUUUUGCAAUCGAACCAACCGAGACAAAGAUUUUUCUUCUAUACCAUCGGUGGGAUUACAUACCCUGAGAUCAAAGCCGCGUACGACCAAGCAAACCUCAAAAACAGGGAUGUGUUCAUUGGCAGUGACGGUAUACUAACACCGAGUUCGUUCAUGAAGAGUAUCGAGUUUGUGACGAAGCCAAGAGACUUUCUUGGACUCAAAGACGAUGCCAAAGAAGAGGAGGAUAUCCCCAGUUUUCUGUUGAGUAGUCUAAGGCCAGUUUCGGCACCAGUAUCACAUAUUCAUAAAAGAAGCGAAAUGCCACAAUCGUCCAGACCUGUUAUUAAAUCGGCACCUGUUGAGCCGGCAUCGCCCAAGAAGGAGGAGAAAAAACGUAGCAAGUUUUCUAGAUUCUUGAGAAAGGAUAAGAAGUAA
Huiozyma naganishii CBS 8797 is the source of this 2136-nucleotide messenger RNA. It is a transcript of the gene SEC1, whose product is annotated as Sec1p. Gene Ontology annotation, cellular component: secretory granule; plasma membrane. Gene Ontology annotation, molecular function: syntaxin binding. The transcript has a single exon. Gene Ontology annotation, biological process: intracellular protein transport; vesicle-mediated transport. NCBI's taxonomy places the organism in Eukaryota, Fungi, Ascomycota, Saccharomycetes, Saccharomycetales, Saccharomycetaceae. The coding region runs from base 1 to 2136 and encodes 711 amino acids. The record is from RefSeq and is a predicted model, not a curated record.